Megalops cyprinoides (Indo-Pacific tarpon) is the source of this 5696-nucleotide messenger RNA. RefSeq names its product nitric oxide synthase 1 (neuronal) (gene nos1). Gene Ontology annotation, molecular function: heme binding; NADP binding; flavin adenine dinucleotide binding. The coding region runs from base 361 to 4656 and encodes 1431 amino acids. The record is from RefSeq and is a predicted model, not a curated record. Gene Ontology annotation, biological process: nitric oxide biosynthetic process. The transcript has 29 exons. NCBI's taxonomy places the organism in Eukaryota, Metazoa, Chordata, Actinopteri, Elopiformes, Megalopidae.
AACCAAGCUGAGCUCAUCAGAGAGUCCCCCAUGUUCUAUAUUUAUACAGCACCCAGCACCUCCAAGUCGCACAGACACGCCGCGUCUCUAAUGUGACAGUCCGAGGACGUGGGACCCUGAGUACCGUCAGCAAACAAACAAACAAACAAACCGAAUACGUUCUGCGAAGGAGACUAUCGGACGGAGAUCGUUUAACUUUUUAGGUUAAUCUGUGUAAGGUCUCGUUGGUGAAGGGCAUGCCAAUCUAAAAAGUGCUGAGAAAGAUCAACAUGUGGCAAAUUAAGCCUCUCAACUAAAAACAGCUUAAGUUGACCUCUCUCGAUCACAGUCCUCAAUCGUCUAGCCCCUCGACCCCUUGCCAUGCAGGAAUCUGAGCCCAGCGUCUACCAGCUGCAGCCCAACAUCAUCUCGGUGCGGCUGUUCAAGAGAAAAGUGGGGGGCUUGGGCUUUCUGGUGAAACAGAGGGUGAGCAAGCCGCCUGUCAUCGUGUCGGACCUGAUCCGGGGUGGGGCGGCUGAGGAGUGCGGCCUGGUCCAGGUCGGUGACAUUGUCCUAGCCGUCAACAACAAGCCACUGGUGGACCUGAGCUAUGAGCGGGCCCUGGAAACCCUGAAGAACGUGUCACCAGAGAGCCAUGCUGUGCUCAUUCUCAGAGGCCCCGAGGGCUUCUCAACCCACCUGGAGACCACCUUCUCCGGGGAUGGGAAGCAGAAGACCGUAAGGAUCACCCGGCCGCUGUUCCCCAUAUCCAAGUCCUUUGACUGCUCGCCACAGAGCCUGCAGGGCAGCAAGGAGCAGCUACGGGCCAUCGAGAACCUCGCCUCGCCCCGGGAGCAAAGGCCGCUCAUCCAGAUCAACAGCGUCGUCUCCUCUUUGAUCGCCCAGGACCCACUGAAGGAUGGGAGUUGCCCCUCCGAUUGCCAUGCCCUCCUCAACGGCGUGGAAGAGAACAAUGACCUGCUGAAGGAGAUCGAACCCGUGCUGAAGCUGCUGAAGAACAGCAAGCGGGAGAUCAAUGGUGAGGGGCAGAGAAUGGUUGAAAGGAGAGACGCAGAGGUCCAGGUAGACAGGGACCUUGUUGUGGGAAACCGCAAGUCCCCACAGCUGGCCUCUGAUAACGACAGAGUGUUUGAUGACCUCUGGAGGAGGGACAACAUGCCCACGGUGCUCAACAACCCCUAUUCUGAGGCAGAGAAGCCACAGUCCCAAGAAAGAAUAUCCCCCACCACGAACUUACAGAACGGCAGCCCGACCAAAUGCCCGCGUUUCAUGAAGAUAAAGAAUUGGGAGAGCGGGACCGUGUACAAUGACACUUUACAUCUGAAUUCCAGUAAGGUUCCAAUCUGCACUGAACGUGUUUGCAUUGGAUCCAUAAUGACACCAAACCCGAGCCGCAAACUGGAUGAAGUCCGAACCAAAGAGGAGCUCCUUCCCCUGGCAAAAGAUUUCAUCGACCAGUAUUACACCUCCAUAAAAAGAUUCAACUCCAAAGCCCACACAGACAGACUGGAGGAGGUGACGAAGGAGAUUGAGAUGACGGGCAGCUACCAGCUAAAGGACAAUGAGUUAAUCUAUGGUGCCAAACAUGCCUGGAGGAAUGCUGCCCGCUGCGUUGGCAGGAUUCAGUGGUCCAAGCUUCAGGUAUUUGAUGCCAGGGACUGCACCACAGCUCAUGGGAUGUUCAAUUACAUCUGCAACCAUAUUAAGUACGCUACCAACAAAGGCAACCUCAGGUCUGCCAUCACCAUAUUCCCUCAGAGGACAGAUGGCAAGCAUGACUUCCGGGUGUGGAACAGCCAGCUGAUCCGCUAUGCUGGCUACAAGCAGCCGGAUGGUUCUGUACUGGGAGACCCGGCUUCAGUGGAACUCACAGAGAUCUGUAUACAGCAAGGCUGGAAAGCACCAAGGGGGCGUUUUGAUGUUCUGCCCCUUCUGCUGCAAGCCCAUGGCAAUGACCCAGAGCUUUUCGAGAUCCCCGAUGACCUGAUCCUGGAAGUGCCGAUCACACACCCCAAGUUUGAGUGGUUCAAAGAUCUGAAUCUGAAGUGGUAUGGGCUGCCUGCGGUGUCCAGCAUGCUGCUGGAGAUCGGUGGACUGGAGUUCACCGGGUGCCCGUUCAGUGGCUGGUACAUGGGCACGGAAAUCGGGGUGCGGGACUUCUGUGACAGCUCCCGCUACAAUAUCCUUGAGGAUGUAGCCAAGAUGAUGGCGCUAGAUACCAGGAAAACAUCAUCACUGUGGAAAGACCAGGCAUUGGUGGAGGUCAACAUUGCAGUUCUGCACAGUUUCCAGAGCUCAAAAGUAACCAUAGUGGACCACCAUUCGGCCACUGAGUCCUUCAUGAAGCACAUGGAGAAUGAGCAGCGUGUGCGAGGGGGCUGUCCGGGGGACUGGGUCUGGAUCGUGCCCCCAAUGUCCGGGAGCAUCACCCCCGUGUUCCACCAGGAAAUGCUCAACUACCGUCUGACACCCUCUUUUGAGUACCAGCCUGAUCCAUGGAACACUCACGUGUGGAAAGGCGUGAAUGGGACGCCAACCAAAAAGAGAGCUAUUGGCUUCAAGAAACUGGCCAAGGCUGUCAAGUUCUCGGCUAAACUCAUGGGCCAAGCCAUGGCAAAGAGAGUCAAAGCCACUAUCUUGUACGCCACUGAGACGGGGAAAUCACAGGUGUAUGCAAAAACCUUGUGUGAGAUUUUCAAGCAUGCCUUCGAUGCAAAGGUCAUGUCAAUGGACGAUUAUGAUGUGGUGGACCUAGAACAUGAAACAUUGGUGUUAGUGGUGACCAGUACAUUUGGUAAUGGAGACCCACCAGAAAAUGGAGAGAAAUUUGGAGGCGCUCUGAUGGAAAUGCGACAUCCAACUUCCAACACAGAGGACAGAAAGAGCUACAAGGUGCGCUUUAACAGCGUCUCCUCAUAUUCGGAUACCCGUAAAUCUUCCAGUGACGAACCAGAACCAAAAGUCAACUUCGAGAGCACAGGCCCUCUCGCCAAUGUAAGGUUCUCUGUGUUUGGCCUAGGCUCCAGGGCCUACCCACACUUCUGUGCAUUUGCACAUGCUGUGGACACCCUAUUUGAGGAGCUGGGUGGGGAACGUAUCCUGCGCAUGGGAGAAGGAGACGAACUAUGUGGCCAGGAGGAGUCUUUCAGAACUUGGGCCAAGAAGGUCUUCAAGGCUGCAUGUGACGUCUUCUGCGUCGGUGAUGAUGUGAACAUCGAGAAAGCGAAUGACUCGUUGAUCAGCAAUGACCGCAGCUGGAAGAAAAACAAAUUCCGUAUGGCUUACACAGCAGAGGCACCUGAGCUCACGCAAGCACUGUACAACAUUCACAAGAAGAAGGUUUUUGGUGCCAAACUCCUGAAACGACAAAAUCUGCAAAGUUCCAACUCCAAUCGUUCAACCAUAUUUCUACAACUCCAUUCAAAUAACCACGAGGGUCUGAGAUACCAGCCUGGAGACCACUUGGGCAUCUUCCCUGGCAACCAUGAGGAUCUGGUGACUUCACUUAUUGAUAAACUGGAAGAUGCCCCACCUGUCAAUCAAAUCAUCAGGGUGGAGUUCUUAGAAGAAAGAAACACAGCCUUGGGUGUAAUCAGCAACUGGACAGACGAGAGUCGCAUCCCCCCAUGUACCAUCUACCAGGCAUUUAAGUACUUUUUGGACAUCACUACACCGCCCAGCCCUCUCUUGCUGCAGCAGUUCGCCUCAUUAGCCAGCAAUGAUAAACAGAGGAAAAGGCUUGAAGUCCUCAGUAAGGGUUUGCAAGAGUACGAGGAGUGGAAGUGGUACAACAACCCCACUAUGGUGGAGGUCCUGGAGGAGUUCCCUUCCCUGCAGAUCCCCUCCACCCUCCUGCUCACCCAGCUGCCCCUGCUCCAGCCACGUUACUACUCCAUCAGCUCCUCACCGGACACCUGUCCCGGGGAGAUCCACCUCACUGUGGCUGUCGUUUCCUACCGCACCAGAGAUGGCGAUGGCCCAAUCCACCACGGAGUGUGUUCCUCUUGGCUGAACAGGAUAGAAACUGAGGAAAUGGUUCCUUGUUUCGUUAGAGGAGCUCCGACCUUUCGAAUGCCCAAAGACCCCAAAGUCCCUUGCAUCCUAGUAGGCCCAGGAACCGGUAUCGCUCCCUUCAGAAGCUUUUGGCAACAGAGACUGUAUGAUUAUGAACACAAGGGAAUUGAUUCCAGCCCUAUGAUCCUCGUCUUUGGGUGUCGGCAGUCCCAGAUCGACCACAUCUACAAGGAAGAGACUAUUCAGGCCAAAAACAAGGGGGUGUUCAAAGAACUGUACACGGCGUACUCAAGAGAGCCUGGCAAACCAAAGAAAUAUGUGCAAGACGUGCUUCGUGAGCAGCUUUCUGAGACAGUGUACGCCUGCCUGAAAGAGCAGGGCGGUCACAUUUAUGUGUGUGGGGAUGUGACCAUGGCUGGAGACGUGCUGAAGACCAUCCAGCAGAUCAUCAAACUGCAGGGCAACAUGUCAUUGGAGGAUGCUGGCUUCUACAUCAGCAAGCUACGAGAUGAAAACAGGUAUCACGAAGACAUCUUUGGCGUCACGCUACGCACCUAUGAGGUCACUAACAGACUGCGGUCGGAAUCGAUUGCUUUUAUUGAGGAGAGCAAAAAGGACUCUGAUGAGGUAUUCUGCUCAUAGGAUCAUUCCGGACUUGCAUCCUCUCUCUGGAUGGGACCACUUAGGCGAACUCGCAGGAGCCAAGUGUUACAGAAGCUAGACAUGGAUACUGUGCCAAGUUUUAUACUGUAAAAAACCCUGCAAUUAUUUUUUACCAAUUAUGCUUUGUAAUGGUCAGGCUGUGAAAUUAGUCUGUGGCGACUUUUUAUUUUAAUUUUCGAAGUUUUUUCAAAAGCACUUUUAAUUUUUUUAAUGGAUUUGCUUUUGACUGGUUUAUAGAGCAGUGUGUGCCCAACAUAUGACUUGCCUCUGUGUCAAUGCAUGAGCGAGACAAUAAUAUACUAAAUAUAUUCAAUGUUAUCUAUUUAAUAUGAGAAUAAAUGCCUUUUCCUGAAGUGCAGUAUUUAAACGUCUGCUAGUGAGACCUGGAAAGAAUGCUAUGCUUGACGUGAAAUGGUUGCAUCAGAGUACAUGAAGGAACAUCAGCCUUCAUUAAGCGGGUCUUGACUUGACAUGUUUUGGUGUUCUAAACAAAAAGAAACUAACCAUAUGAGGACUAUUCAUGCUUUGGUGUGUUUGGGUGAUAACUAGGAGGCAGGCUCAGCUUCAAAUACUACCCUUGGUUCAGCAAAAACAUUGUGAUGGAGAGAAACUAUAACAUGCUUUACACAUUGUGGAAAAAAGUCUGGAUUUUUAUGAGCGAGGCUACAGAAAAAUUCAUUUUGGGCACAUUCUGUUAUUCAGAAUGGCAACAACAUCCAAUAACACAUUGACAGUCCAUCAAAACGUAUCUGUGCUUUUGUCAGUUUUUUUACCUGCAUGUCUGUUCUGCUGUCAGAAUAUAAAAGAUUUUUUUUUCCAAAUCUAAUGUCAUGUCACAGCUGUGGUUGCAUAAAUAUGUUAGCAGAAGCCACUUAAUAGUUUUUGAAGAAGGUACAGCUCAAAUAAUGGCACUCUACUUGUUAACAUAAUCAAUAUUAUUAAUAUUCAUUUAAAAAGUGAGGGAAAGCUUUUUUCCCUGCACGUAAUGUACAUUGUAUUCAGGAAAUGAGGAAUUUGAG